AUGCACCAAGACGCAGGGCUGGGGUCUGCCCAAGCCUGCCGGGCCCGGCGGUCGGAUUCCGAGGAAGAUGAGGAGCCGGCAAAGAAGCAGCCGUCUUUCCAGGGACACAGUGAGGGAUCUGGCUUGUCCGCGUUGCUUCCGCAGCCCAAGAACUUGACGGUGAAGGAGACAAACAGGCUGCUUCUACCAUAUGUUUUCUCGAAGAAAACGUCGGAGGCCUCCCGGCAAGAGCAGGAGCUCAAGCUGGCCAAAGUCCCAGGGUCCUCCUCCUCCUCUAAGCCCCCGAAGGCAGCCUCUGCUGUGGCCACGACCACUCCCUCCCCGUCCGCCAUCAAGGCAGCGGCUAAGAGCGCCGCCCUGCAGGUGACCAAGCAGAUCACCCAGGAGGAGAACGACAGUGACGAGGAGGUGGCUCCCGAGAACUACUUCUCCUUGUCGGAGCCCCCCACUCUCAGCCCGGAGCCUUUCGCUUACCCGGCGGGGGUCCUGCCGGACGACCUGCCCCCUGGGACGGAGCCCGAGCCGGAGGGCCAGGACGCUGCCGCCAAUGCCCCCCUGGAGUUCAAGACUGCACCGGGAGCAAGCUUGCAAGCUGCUCACGGGUGGGCACCAAAGCCUGGGGAAGACUACGGCAGCCAGUAUCCCGGCAUCGCCAGUGGUUACUAUCAGGAUUACUACACUAGUGGCUACUAUCCGGAAUCUGGGGACCUCGCCAUGGGACCCCCCCAGGAAGUGAGCAGCGACGUCUCCUCUUUCAUGGACGACGAAGCGUUCAAGCGCCUGCAAGGCAAGCGGAACCGCGGGCGGGAAGAGAUCAACUUUGUGGAGAUCAAGGGGGACGACCAGCUGAGUGGAGCCCAGCAGUGGCUGACCAAGUCCCUGACGGAGGAGCAGAACGUGAGGUCCUUCAGCAAGAAAAAAGGGGAGCAGCCCACUGGGCAGCAGCGCCGGAAGCAUCAGAUCACCUACCUGAUCCACCAGGCAAAAGAACGGGAGCUGGAGCUGAAGAACACGUGGGCGGAGAACAAGCUCAGCAGGCGCCAGACGCAGGCCAAGUACGGCUUUUAGGCUGCCCCUGCCCGUGCCCAGCUGGCCCCGGAGCCAGUCCUCUGGGGGGGGCCCCGAGUCCUGCCCCCCCUCCCCGCUGUGUGCUGCAGGAGGGCAAAGGGCGGGGCUGCUUAGCGGCCUGGCGAGGGAAGGACUGGAGGCUGCGGAUAUCCGUUGCCGGCGCUGCCUGCUUCUUCGAUGACGGCACGUGGGACCCGGAAGGGCAUCUCUGUCGGGUGGUGGCCGCGGGGACUCCGUGGUGUGGCAGAACUGGCGGGGGGGUGUUGAACCGUUGUGCGUGCCGACUGCCCGGCUUCCGCCUCCGACUAGUUUCUUUGCUGCGGCCGUCAGAAAAAAAGACGAGGACCGACUGGGAGGCGGAGGCCAGCCCCCUGCACCCUUUCUGGGGAACUGUGCAGCCGAUGCAGAGUCCGAUGGUUCUCUGGAAGGAGCGGUGGAAACAGGAGGUGGAGGCACUUGGCUCUUCCCCCCCCCCCCAAGCAAAAAUUGUUUUUGUGUUCACGUUCCAGGCCGGGCUUCCCCCUCCCGUGUUUUUGUAGCGUAGCAGACAGCGGCUUCAUUCCCGUCUCCCUGUGGGGGAACUGUUCUGACACCAUCCCAGACCUCCACGUCGAGGUGGCAGCAUUGCUUUCGGGAGUUAAUCUCUCCCCCCAAAGCCAUAGGACCCAGGACUGUUACUCCCGAGGUUCGGGCGCACGGGCGGGGGGCAGUGGAGCCCCGCAGCAUCUGGCCGUUUGGGCACACUCACCCCCCCCGGCAGCCUUGCCCCUGUGUUCUUCCGGGGGGUGGGUGGGUCACCCUCUGUGUCCCUUGGAGAAAGCUGCCACCCUUGACUCUGGAGUUCCUGAGUGAGUGGGGGGGUGUCUGUGUUUGGGGAGGGGGCGUUUUUUUUUUUUUUUAAACACCCAAUUUCUAGUUUUAUUUCCCAGGACCUUUUAGUAGGAAAAAAAAUUGCUUUCUUUGAGUAUUCCAAAAAUAAAGUGCUCAUUCAAUAAUUUAUUCGUAUCUUACGAAAUUGUCUGGAAAAGUUUUAUAAAGGAAUAAAACUUUUAAAUGAA
Messenger RNA from Gekko japonicus, 2126 nucleotides. It is a transcript of the gene PRCC, whose product is annotated as papillary renal cell carcinoma (translocation-associated). The record is from RefSeq and is a predicted model, not a curated record. Gene Ontology annotation, cellular component: nucleus. NCBI's taxonomy places the organism in Eukaryota, Metazoa, Chordata, Lepidosauria, Squamata, Gekkonidae. The transcript has 7 exons. The coding region runs from base 1 to 1068 and encodes 355 amino acids.